Molecule: messenger RNA, 1841 nt
Organism: Oryctolagus cuniculus (rabbit)
Lineage: Eukaryota; Metazoa; Chordata; Mammalia; Lagomorpha; Leporidae
Source: RefSeq, a predicted model, not a curated record
AUGGUCAGACCUGGGCGGAGCCUCUUAGUUGUCCUGUUUGCCCUGGUGCGUGCCAACCCACCUGCCAAUGUCACCUGGAUCGACCAGGAUGGGCCGGUGAUUGUCAACACCUCCGACUUCCUGGUGCUAGACGCCCAGAACUACCCCUGGCUCACCAACCACACCGUGCAGCUGCAGCUCCGCAGCCUGCCGCACAACCUCUCGGUGGUGGCCAGCAACGAUGUGGGAGUCACCAGUGCCUCGCUUCCGGCGCCCGGGCUCCUGGCCACCCGGGUGGAAGUGCCACUGCUGGGCAUCGUCGUGGCUGGAGGGCUUGCCCUGGGCACCCUAGUGGGGUUCAGCACCUUGGUGGCGUGCCUGGUCUGCAGGAAAGAGAAGACCAAAGGCCCCUCCCGGCGCCCAUCUCUGAUCUCUAGUGACUCCGACAACCUGAAACUCAACAACGUGCGCCUGCCGCGGGAGAACAUGUCCCUCCCGUCCAACCUGCAGCUCAACGACCUCACUCCGGAUUGCAGAGGGAAACCAGCAGACCAGCAGAUGGCUCAGAAUAGCAGCCGGCCAGAGCUUCUGGACCCAGAGCCCGGCGGCCUCCUCACCAGCCGAGGCUUCAUCCGCCUCCCAAUGCUGGGCUACAUCUAUCGAGUGUCCAGCGUGAACAGCGAUGAGAUCUGGCUCUGAGCUAAGGAUGGGACAAGUGCCCUCCUGGCCCCGCUGCACCCUCCCACUCCUGCUCCAAGGCAUCCCGGGCCUGGCCACGCCACCGCCACUUGGCUGCCUCCUGGCUGUUGUGCCCUCUGAUGCGUUUCACUGGGCCCUGACACACAGGGGCACAGAUGUCCUCUUGCCUGAGCCCUUGUGCUCACUCAGGCUGGGGACCGCAUGAGAUGGCUGGGCCCAGGCAGGGGGGCUCUUCCGUCAGGUGGGUUCCCUCGUCACCCGGCAUCCAGGUGUGGCGUGGCCUGCAAGGCCCCCGUCCCGAUACUCCUCUGCACCUGUACAGUAGGCAUGGGGCUGCCUGCGUGGGGGGACAGGGAGGGUCCUGCACGUUCUGGACCUUCCUGUGCUAUGUAGCUUUGUUCCCUCAGGGAAAUGUAGGACCCACCCCCCCAGCUGCCCAGCCCAUCUGCCCUCCACACAGGAGCCGGCCCCUGGCCCCGGGGCCCUGGCCAAGCACAGCCUGGUCCCUUUUGCUGCACACCUCUCUGUCCUCUGUCCCCUUGCCCUGCCUCCUCCCGGGCAUCAAAGAUUAUACACUGGACUUACUCCACGGGGCCCUAGACGACCCCAAAGGCCUGGCCCCUGGCAGUGCCAGUGCCUGGUGUUGGCACAAGUCAGGGUAGAAGGAGGAGGUGACAAGUCCGUGGCACUCAGGACAGCAUGUAGCUAUGCAUCACUUUCACAGUGUUGGCACUUUAAGCACAGCCCCCAGGGAAGGGGGUGAGCGAGGGCCCCAGAGCCCCGAGUUUGACCUCUCUGGCAUUCACUGUGAGCGACUGAGGCUCAGGAUCGAUGGUGGCUUUCUCUCUCUGCAUGUCUUCCCCUCGGUGGGACCCAGGCCCCGGCCACGCCCUGGCUGCCCCACCCUCUGCACUUUAGGGGCUGGUCCCCACAGGCACAGAACGCAGUGGUGCCAGCAGUUCCGGGGGUUGUGGAGAGAGAGGGAGCCCACAAACCCCCCAAAGCAACCUAAGAAUGCUGUAAAAAGCAACGUGGCGAUGACAGGAGAGCACCAGGUGCAGUGUGUUUCUCCCCUGUUGAGGUCUUAUUUUAUAAUUUUUCCCAUGUUACUGCCUAGGACAGUGCGAAGCACAAAGUAAAUUCCAUAAACUUGACUGAAUGGA